GAGUAUGUGAGCCGGAGAUAGUAGAGAGCAGAUGACGUCCUGUUGACAGCAACCAUGGCAGGCCGGUGGACGCUCACCUGUGUUAUACUCUUACUUACUGGUCUAGGCUCUACCUACGGCCUCUAUGAAGACCAGAUAGGCAAGUUUGACUGGGUUCAACAAUAUGUCGGUGUUGUUGAGCAUGCUGUGUUUGAUGAGUCCAGCAUGCCUGCACGGCGAAUUAUUGUGGCCACUGCACAAAAUGUAUUGGCUGCUCUUUCAACUAAAAAUGGUGACAUAGCAUGGCGUCAUGUUAUGGAGACUUCAGACUCGGGAAAGGUGGAUCUACUAGCUAGUGAAGGACCACAAGUGAUAACCGUGGCAGGUAAUCUUUUGCGAACCUGGGAUGCAAUCUCUGCAGCACUCAAUAUAGAAAUACAAUUAGACCAUUCCCCAGCAGCUGGUGUUUUUCAGCGAGCAGUAAGUCUUACUGAUAGUGAGGUAGUCUUGGCUGAGCUCAUUGCUGGAUCUGUAAUGGUGACAACAUUUGACCGAUCAUCUGGUGCAGCCCUGGACCACGAAACAAUUGUGGCACCCUGGUUAAAUGAGAAUACCAAAUGCUCAUCCAUAGACAAGACACUAGUAUGUUUGGAGUUGUCUUUAAAUUUGGUGUUCACCCUGCCAUUGACUGCUGCUUCACCAGCCUUCUUGUCUCAGCCUCUGGCUUCAAUUGGUUUGGAGGAUCCUGGAGCUAAUUCUCAAGUUACUCUGCAGAAGGUCCCUGGAUCUACUAGUCAUUUAGUUAUUCAGGUGGCUGGGACUAGGAAACUAGUCCAUAUUCAUGAGGAUGGACUUCAUCUUGUAUUGGAGCUAACUGGGACGAAGGCUUCUUCCAUAACAGAGGGAGUUUUGUAUACCAUAACGCAGACAGGACGGUUGGUGACAAUAGAGGCAGUGGAGUUAGAGUCGGGUAAUGAGCUUGGUGAGCAGGGUGUGGUAGUGGAGCUGCCAUUCCAGUCUGGCACAAUUCUUUCGCUUGCUGUCUAUCGCUUUGAGAGACGAGAUGGAGGCAUGGCUCUUCGUGCAUUUGUUACCUGUUCAGAUCAUGCACUUCACCUUAUAAGCAGUGCAGGAGUUGUGUGGUCCAGAGAAGAAGCAUUGGCAUCAGUGAUUGCAGUUGAAGCAGUGGACCUUCCAGUGGAUGGAGCAAAUAUUAACUACCAUGAACAGUUGCCUCCUCGAACAGGCUUGGUUGGCAGCCUCGUGCAUCGAGUCAAGACCCAAUGUUCUCAAAUUGCUCAUUGGUUUAGCUCCAUGGUUGGAAGUUCAGAUUCUUUCCAGGCAUCUCUUCACACUCUUAAACGAGAUGAACUAAACCUUCGAAAACUGCUAGUAGUAGCUACAGGCAGUGGUAAAAUAUUGGGGGUUGACAGCUGGAAUGGAGACGUGGUGUGGAGCAUUUACCGGGCUCAGCUAGCACCACUUCAGGGUAGCAAACUUUUGCUUUACUCGCAGCGUACUUCGGCACACUUCCCACACCAACCGCAGUGUGUUGUGGUUGGUAGGCACAGGGUGACGGGUGAAGGCCUCCUUGUUGUGUUUAACCCCAUCUCUGGUACAGCCGUAGGGGACAGAGGGGAUGUUAUUCCUCUGGGUUAUCAGCUGAGUCAGGCACUGCUUAUGCACCAUGCAGAUGAGCAAUAUCUCAAGCCUCUGAUGUUGGUGGAUAAGUCACUUGUGCCCCGCAUGUUCCCAGCCAGCGGAGAAAAGGUUGUGUUGGAACACAAACAAUCCAUCUUUCUUCACUUGACUCAUCCUGGUAGCAGUGUCCUUACUGGAUACUCACUCAGAUUUUCUCAGCCAGGGGCACUGACCCUUACAGAAGUGUGGACAGUUUCGUUAGGGGGUGGACCAAUUACAGGCGUGUAUGGAAAGCUUGCCUAUGAGAAAGUACAUUCCCCUGGACGAGUUUUGGCAGACCGUUCAGUGCUGUACAAGUAUGUUAACCCCAACUUGGCUGUUGUGACUACGCAAGGUUAUGAUCACAUUAACAAAAAUACAUUGACUUUGUAUCUUGUGGACACAGUUACUGGGGCAGUAAUUGAAUCUGUCUCUCACAAGAAAGUAUCUGGGCCAAUUCAUAUUGUCCAUUCAGAAAACUGGGUUGUGUACACCUGCUUCAAUGAUAAAUAUCGACGUUUUGAGGUGACAUCUCUGGAACUAUUUGAAGGUUUGAGUCAAGCAAAUGCUACGGCAUUUUCUUCGUUUGCGGGUCGUGCAACUCCUCCAAUCUUGGAGCGGCAGGCAUACAUCUUGCCUAUGGGAGUACAAGCCACUGCACAUACCACAACAGAGAAAGGAAUUACAACUAAAUUUAUCUUGUUUGCUUUGCAAUCUGGAAAUGUUUUGCAGAUGUCAAAAUGGUUACUUGAUCCCCGUCGUCCUAUGACUGGUGGGCCACGGGAGGAGGGCCUUAUGCCGUACAUGCCAGAAUUGCGAAUUUCACCACACGAGAUGAUCACCUACAACCAUACUCUCCCUCGUAUCUCGGGAAUUUAUACUUCUCCCACUGGACUGGAAUCGGCUUGCUUGGUUCUUGUUUAUGGUUUAGAUUUAUUUUACACACGGGUGUUCCCAAGCAAGAUGUUUGAUGUCUUAAAAGAUGACUUUGAUCACUACUUGAUUAGUGGAGCUCUUCUGGCACUAGUUGCUGCAGCUCUAAUCACAAGAAAAUUGGCUCAGAAAAAGGCACUCAGACAGGCAUGGAAAUAAUAUUCAUAUCCAUAACUGUGGGAAAAAUACAGUGCAGUAUUGACUUUUGUAAUAAUUAAUCUGAUAAAGAACUAAUGUUAGAUAUGUACUUCGAGCAUAUUGUGAUGCUUGAUUAUCCAUCACAUCCCUGUAAUGAAUUUAAUUCUUGGUGUCAAGUUAUGAAAGAUAAAAAGUACUUUACUCAGUUCACGGCUUGAUGUAACAAAUUCUAGGUAAUGUGCUGGGUGUGUGUAUAUUUAUAUAAAAUCAUUCUAGCUUGUAUAGCUGUUGUAAGUAAUUAUUGAAACGUGCUGUGCUAAAAUAUGUACACAGUUUUAGUGUGUAAUAGGUAGUUUCGUAAUAGCUAGGCACUUAUUCUAACUUUAUAUGGUUAAUUAAUUCUUGAGUUUAUGGUUAUCUACACGGUGUAAAAAUAUUAUAAUAUCGAUAAACUUGAGGGAAUACAAUUUUUUUUUUUUUUUGAGGGGCGGGGGCAUAAAAAAUGAUCAAAAUGUAUGUAAUAUAUUAUUUUAGUUAGAAAUUUAAAUGUUUAAUGUAUUAUGUACAUGUGCAUUACUGGAAGUUUUAGAUUAGGAUUAUAAUGUACUUUAUUUGUUGUAAUUAUCUAAAAAAAUUUGUAAAUAUUUUCAAGGCACUUAAUAAAUGAUAAAUGCUUGAAUGUA
This is a messenger RNA of Procambarus clarkii (red swamp crayfish), 3413 nucleotides long. It is a transcript of the gene EMC1, whose product is annotated as ER membrane protein complex subunit 1. Gene Ontology annotation, biological process: protein folding in endoplasmic reticulum. Gene Ontology annotation, cellular component: EMC complex. NCBI's taxonomy places the organism in Eukaryota, Metazoa, Arthropoda, Malacostraca, Decapoda, Cambaridae. The record is from RefSeq and is a predicted model, not a curated record.